Messenger RNA from Oncorhynchus tshawytscha (Chinook salmon), 2191 nucleotides. RefSeq names its product ras-related protein Rab-37. Gene Ontology annotation, cellular component: Golgi apparatus; endosome. Lineage: Eukaryota; Metazoa; Chordata; Actinopteri; Salmoniformes; Salmonidae. Gene Ontology annotation, molecular function: GTPase activity; GTP binding. Bases 298 to 1125 code for a protein of 275 amino acids. The record is from RefSeq and is a predicted model, not a curated record. The transcript has 9 exons.
ACGAUUCGCUCUGACGUUGAUACACUGUCACGUUGUGUGUUGUGCUGGCUGUAGCUGUAUGGUACAGUCAGCCUCCUACAUGUCUUACAUGUAAGUCAUUACAGAGAAAAGCUGUGGGCAACAUGCCUGGUAUUCGUGUUGGGGGUUUCGUGGUUUCACACAAAGAAAAGUAGGAAGAAGGAGAGAGACAAGGGGAGAGAGAAAUAGAUAGUUGUCAGGAAAUAUCUGGCUAAUUUUCUAAGGGGGCAUCAUUGAUUUUGGCAUUGUAUCCUGGUCUGCCUUGAGCGCUUCGAAAGGAUGGAGACGAUGGAGUCCAUGGAACCGAUAUCUGCGCACUACACCACCGCAUACCCGGAGAUCCACCCCGAUAGCGCCUAUGGAUCUACGGAAGGGGAGGAGAACCAUUCACCGUCUGCCCCCCCAGCUCUUUCAUACGACGAAGAAUUAAUGCACAAGACUAUCCUGGUGGGGGAUAGUGGAGUGGGUAAGACGUCUCUUCUGGUCCAGUUUGACCAGGGCAAGUUCAUCCCUGGAUCCUUCUCUGCUACUGUUGGCAUCUGCUUCACGAACAAGGUGGUGACUGUAGACAACGUGAAGGUAAAACUACAGAUGUGGGACACUGCAGGCCAGGAGCGGUUCAGGAGUGUGACACAUGCCUAUUACAGGGACGCCCAUGGUAAAACAGUCUUGACACAUGCCUAUUACAGGGACGCCCAUAGUAAAACAGUCUUGACACAUGCCUAUUACAGGGACGCCCAUGCCCUACUCCUUUUAUACGACAUCACCAGCAAAUCCUCAUUUGACAACAUACGGGCGUGGCUUACAGAGAUUCAUGAGUAUGCACAGAGGGAUGUAGUCAUCAUGUUGCUGGGCAACAAGGCAGACAUGGCCAGUGAAAGAGUGAUCAGGAGAGACGAAGGAGAGAAGCUGGCCAGGGAGUAUUCUGUUCCUUUCAUGGAGACAAGUGCCAAGACUGGGGUGAACGUUGAUCUGGCUUUCAUUGCAGUGGCAAAGGAGCUGAAGCACAGGGCAGUACAUGGCCAGCAGCCCAACGAGCCCAAGUUCCAGAUUCAUGAGUACAUUGAGUCUCAGAAGGAAAAGUCUGGUUGCUGUAGCUACUUCUGAUGCAGAUACCUUUUUCUCUCACCUCUGACUCUAUACUCCCCCGAUCAGCAUCAGCUCUGCCAGGUACAAUCAAGGGGAGUGAAGAGGUGCCAUCUAAGUAGUACACAGCAAGGAACUUACAGGGAGGGAAGUACAUCAACUAAUCAGCUUCGGAUGAGUGUGGGAGAAUUGGCUUUGAGGUUUUUGUAUUUAUCUUUUACACAAAUACAGAAAUGCCAUAGAACUAUUUUCCCCCUUUUACAAGGAAGAGCUGUCUCAAGAUUAACACAUUUCCCCUAGGACCCAUGAUACUGUGUUAUCAUUAAAAUGCAGUGCCAUGCAUGUGUCACAAGGUGGAAAGUGUUGGGUUCUAAGUCUGGGUUGAGCAGGCAGAGUGAAGCAGAGGCAGACAACAAAAUAAUGUUUUCAAACAUUUAUUUUCUAUGGCAUGGUUUUCUCCACAUAAAUUGCGAUCAAAGUUUAAGCAUGUUCUCCGUUAAAAUUCUUACUUCAAUUCCAUAAUUAUUUUCCAUACUUCUUAGCAUGCUCUUUUACUUUUAACUUUAAAACCCAUGCUAGUUACAACCACAGAUAUACAAACCAAACAAAACAAAAAGGGUCCCAGGAAGUGAUAGAGCCCAGGAGGCAGGUGUCUAUUUUUUCAAGAGCUCAAUUUCAGCUUGACCAAACUCAAUUAGCAAUAUGCUCUCACCAAUCAAAGCCAUAAUACGUUCCGGCACAACCUGGGACCCACCAUGCUUCCAGACAACAUUCACUUCCUGUGAGCAGCUGCCUGGAACACAAAAACAAAUGGGUUUAAAUACAGCAUUCAAAAGCAUAUGAUGUGUUAAUCAACCAACACAAAUGCUUCCAUGCAAAUAACUCACACCUGCUUUCAGAUAUAUAAUAAUACAAUUUCAUAAUAUUAUGCUGCUGAAGUUAUUUCAGGUUGUCAAUUUUAAUAUGAACUUGAGUAUUUUAUUCAGAAUAUUACAAUAUGUUAUUUACCUGGUCAGUAGUUUCUUGUGAGAAUGCCAAAUGUUGUAUUUGAUGUAUGCUGCAUGAAAAUUAUAUUUUCUAAAAUGUU